Styela clava is the source of this 855-nucleotide messenger RNA. The record is from RefSeq and is a predicted model, not a curated record. Lineage: Eukaryota; Metazoa; Chordata; Ascidiacea; Stolidobranchia; Styelidae.
AUGGUAGCUCGGUUAUAUGAAAAAAAAGAUGCCGUUGACCAAUUUGAAGAAGGCAUGUUUGAAUAUCCAUAUAUUGUUAGAAAGUAUGCAAUUGAUUGUUUAGUUCAACUCGACCCAUACAAAAUACAUGAUCGACGUUAUGACCUCAUGUUGGAUGCGGGUUGUGGUAACGGUGGUCAUACAAGAAUGUUUGCUAAACAAUUUAAUGAAAUUAUUGGAUUUGACAAAAGCCAAGAACAAAUUAAUAUGGCCAACAAGAAGAAUGGUCAUGACGGCAUUCAAUAUGUUGUUGCAGAUGAGAACAGAAUGCCGGCUUCUGAAAACACAGUAGAUCUAAUAUGGAGCUUCUUUUCUAUUCAAUACAUGAAUGUUGAAACUUUUGUAACAAAAUGUAAAAGAGUUUUGAAACCAUCAGGAUGUGCAUUACUUACCGGAUUUAACAUUGUUGAUAUCACUUUGUUACAAACAGGAAUCCAUGGAGGCGAUUCUGGAAUGCUGGCGUUUGCAAAAUACCUCAAGAAAUCAAAUGAGUGGUCCAAAACUCACUUAACGACAGAAUAUGAAGUUUAUUCGAGGUUACCGAACGUUUUUCAAAAAAUAUCAAGCGUACAAAAGUUCAGGAAUGAUGAUUUGGUUGGAACCAUCACAUUGUCAUUGGAGAAGUUGACAAAAUACAUUGUGGGUGUCCCUGAGUACAAUGAGUUUUUAGAAUGGUCAAAAAUCCACCAUAAAUCCGAUCCUUUAGAAGAAGGCAUGAAAGAAAUGAAGAAAAUGUGGAGUUUAGAAAAUAAAGCUGAUAGUGAAGUCAACGUUUGUCUGAAGUUAUCAUUUUUUGUGUUUUUUUUCUCAAAAUGA